Messenger RNA from Ilex paraguariensis (yerba mate), 2971 nucleotides. Lineage: Eukaryota; Viridiplantae; Streptophyta; Magnoliopsida; Aquifoliales; Aquifoliaceae. The record is from the annotation of a GenBank genome assembly.
UGGUUAAGUCCACUUUAACAAAUGGUUACCAGCCAAAUAUAGAAUAAUUGAGUUCUAACAGUCUUCUGUAUGUGCCUGCCUUUUUCCCUCGUUCACCUGUGAAUUCGCAAACCUUUCGCCGGCUUCUUUGGAGCUCAAAGGCAAUUGGUUUGUGAGGAGUACAGUUUUGGGAAAGCUAUCUAGCGCAUGUGGAUUGGCGUUCGUUGGCAAGUUCGAGAAUUUAUCCAAACCCAGUGCUUCAAAGCUUGAGAAAUGAGGUGCAUCUGUUUGUGCUUUGCUUAUGAUGUUUGGGAUUGUGCUGUUUUGUUGGUUGGAGGUUCUUUGAGCUGCGGGUAUUAGACGUAUAUAUUAGAAGCAGGAUACCAAUAAUGGCUCACUGUUCAAACUGGAGAAAUAUUUGAGCUAGCAGUUGUAUCAGUUCUCCAUCAUGCCCCUCUCUGAGUUUUAUAGAAUGGGCAAAUCGAAGCUUGAAUCUACCCAACAGAAAACCACCAGUUCGACCGAUCUGUCUUUUGUACCUGAUAAUGAGUUCUGUGAGCUGGUCUGGGAAAAUGGUCAGAUUAUGAUACAAAGUCAGUCUGAUAGAACCAGGAAGAGCCCUAUUUUCAACAACUUCCCUUCGCACACACCCAGACUUCGAGAUAAGGUUGUGUUGAAUGCCACCACUUCAAAGACAGGGAAGUUUGCGCCAAUGGAGUCUAUCUCAAAUGAUAUUCCAAUGUUGGUACCUUCGAAUGAAAUGGGUUUUAGUCAAGAUGAUGACAUGGUACCUUGGUUGAAUUAUCCCGUCCAUGAUAUCCUGCAACAGGAUUAUUGUUCUGAACUCUUACCUGAGAUAUCUGGUGUCACUGGAAAUGAACCCUCCACCCAAAGUAGUUUUGCAUUGAUUGAUAAAAGAACUGGUUGUAAUCAGACAGUUAGGGGUUCACAAAAUCUUAAUGCACAUAAGGGACCAAGUUUAGAACAGGGGAAUACAUCAAAGUUUUCUUCUCAAAGAACUCCCCAAUUAUAUCCGUGGUUGUCACAGGAAGGCCAAAAAUUGGUUUUAUCUCCUGGAUCAGGAGUCUCAGAUAUCAUCUGCAAUAAUAAUGCCAGCACUAGCCAACAAACUGUUUGUGAGGAUUCAUUUCUGGGUCAAGCUUCAACAGGUGGUUUUCCCAUGAAGAUGCAGAAGCAAGAUUCAGGAUUGCCUCGUAGUUGCUCUAGUUUGUUGAACUUCUCCCAUUUCUCAAGACCAGCUGCUGUUGUUAGAGCUAAUCUUGAGAACGUGGCUGCUUCAGGUUCAUCAGGUAUAGAAAUGACGGGAAAUAAACGGUCUGCAUCAGGUGGUGGGAGUCCUUCCAAAUCCGUACAUAUUGAUCCGAGGAGUAGUUUACAAAAAGAAAUGGGCUUCCGUAGUCAACCUAAUUCGGUGCUAGCCAAGGUGGAUUCAAAAACAGUAGCAGCUAAGCCACCAGAGGAGUCACAUCCUGUUGAACAAUCUGAUGGUAUAUGCCGAGAAGAUGCCAUCAAGAAUGAUAAGUCUGCUAAUGAAGUUCUUGGUGCAAGCUUAACCAAGAGAGUGCCAGAUGGUGACAAAACAGACGAGCCAGUGGUUGCUUCUUCUUCUGUAUGCUCAGGCAGUAGUGCAGACAGAGCUUCUAAUGAUCUAGCAAACACUCACAAACGAAAAUGUCGAGAUACCGAUGAGUCUGAGUGCCAAAGUGGAGAUAUCGAAGAAGAAUCAGUGGGUGGGAAAAAGGCAGCUACAGCUCAAGGAGGUACAGGUUCCAAGAGAGGCCGAGCAUCAGAAGUGCAUAAUUUAUCUGAAAGGAGGCGAAGGGAUAGAAUCAACGAAAAGAUGCGUGCAUUACAAGAACUCAUACCCAACUGCAACAAGGUGGACAAAGCUUCAAUGCUUGAUGAGGCCAUUGAGUAUUUGAAGACGCUUCAACUUCAAGUACAGAUUAUGUCAAUGGGAGCUGGGUUGUAUAUGCCUCCAAUGAUGUUGCCAGUAGGAAUGCAACACAUACCUACUGCUCAUAUACCACAUUACGCACCAAUGGGUAUUGGGAUGGGAAUGGGAAUAGGUUUUGGGAUGGGUAUGGUAGACAUCCAUGGUGGAUCACCGGGAUGCCCCAUGAUUCCAGUGCCCCACAUGCAAGGAGCACCUGUCCUUUCCCCACCUGUGUCUGGGCCCACUAGUUUUCAAGGAAUAGCUAGAUCUAACUUUCAGGUUUUUGGUCAUCCUGGUCAAGGACUGCCCAUGUCAGUGCAUCCAGCUUCCUUGGUACCUCUCCCGGAACGACCUCCGAUAAAUGCAGCCAUGGGAUUGAAUGCAGUGAGGAUGGCUGUCAAAGUUCCAAAUGUUGCUUCAACCAUGAACGCGAAAGAUUUGAUGCAGAAUGCCAACCCACAAGCGGUGCACAAUGUUGAUGCCAGUAGCUCAAUGCACCAGCUAUCUAGUCAGAAAUGUCAGUUCCAAGCAAAAAAUGGGGGUUUUGAUCAGCCUUCUUUGCAAGAAAAUGAUCAGGCACCAGAUGUCAGUGGUAGUGCAGCUGUAAACUUGGCCAAUGCAAUCGUACCUAGUAAAACUGCUGGUUGUAAAUGACAGCCAAAAUCAAACUUUUUGUUGAAGAUCAGUGAAAAAAUUUGCAGCCAAUGGAAAUUGAACCUUUCAUUGAGUUUGUAACAUGUGAUUUGGUUAAGACAAAUGUUUCUUAGUCUCCCACAGUGAGGUGAUAAUUUUGUGAUAUUGUCUGAAUUCAGUUUUUGAACUGUACAACUAGAAACUGCACAGAUUUUGGUAUUCUUAAGAGACUUGGAUCACCCUCCUUUUGUUCAUUAACCUGCAUGAUUAAUGCAUUGGUGGCGUAUGUCCGAUGCCAGAUCAUGGAAUUGAAGCUCCGAGAAAAUGUAUUCAAAACUCUAUUCCGAACACAUGUCAACAAAUUUUCAAAUUAAUGAAAUCAUAAUUCUCAGAGUUGAUUUU